AUGUUGUUCAAUUACCUUGACCAAUCAGCUACUACCAAGAAGGAAUUGAUUGUUAAUACAACUACGUUAUCAAAGAAAUGCAAGCGAUCAGUAACGACUAAUGGCGCUCUGGUUCACGGUCAAAUGCACUGUUUUGGUCAAACCGUAGGAUACUCGCGCGACAUCCUGAUAUCACCUUACACUCCCACCAAAGGGUCAUCCGAAUCUUUGUACAAGGAAUUUUUGGACAGGCUACCUGCUUUUGGUGCUCGAAUCGGCAGAAGAUUCAAGAGCUUUUGUGAUGAAGGUUUUCUUGUCGCUCGCCAGCAACUUAACCUACUCCAGGCUCCUUCAAUGGCUUCUACGUCAAAGUAUCAACCCUCCGGCCCCCUCGACUUUGUCACCAACUUUGCUUUUACGCUUGGCAAUUUUUAUAACAAACCUCAUACUGAUAAUGAGAAAGGCAAGGUCUACUGUCUAUGGUAUCCAAUUGAUAGUCUUAGUGGUCAGAUUGUAACCCAAUCUGAAGGAUUUGAGCUUGAGGGCGGGUGGUUUAUUUUCCCCGAGUUCCGAGUGGCUAUCAACUUUGGUGGUAAGGGUGCAGUUCAGAUUGCAUGGAAUCGUGAGAAAGUCCAUUACACCCGGCUUGGGUGUUCGUCACAAAUCACUUACAAGAUAGCUCAAGCGCCCACUCCUCAAUCAGCUACGGAUUGGGGUUUAUUUUAUAUAAACUCUGAGUGGUGGUCUCUGCACCUCUCAGUCAUAGAAGAUCAAGGACCUCUUGGUCCAUUACCCUUUGGAGCAGCCCCCCAUUGGCCCUUCUUGCUACGAGAGACAGAAGGGCCGGGUUUGGGCAAGUGGCGAAGCCAUGCCUCAAGUUGGUUCUCUUGA
This is a messenger RNA of Melampsora larici-populina 98AG31, 870 nucleotides long. RefSeq lists its product as uncharacterized. The record is from RefSeq and is a predicted model, not a curated record. NCBI's taxonomy places the organism in Eukaryota, Fungi, Basidiomycota, Pucciniomycetes, Pucciniales, Melampsoraceae. The transcript is spliced from 2 exons. The coding region runs from base 1 to 870 and encodes 289 amino acids.